Ananas comosus (pineapple) is the source of this 3505-nucleotide messenger RNA. Its product is annotated as phosphatidylinositol 4-phosphate 5-kinase 1-like. Gene Ontology annotation, biological process: phosphatidylinositol metabolic process. Bases 816 to 3185 code for a protein of 789 amino acids. NCBI's taxonomy places the organism in Eukaryota, Viridiplantae, Streptophyta, Magnoliopsida, Poales, Bromeliaceae. The record is from RefSeq and is a predicted model, not a curated record. Gene Ontology annotation, molecular function: ATP binding; 1-phosphatidylinositol-4-phosphate 5-kinase activity. The transcript is spliced from 12 exons.
CCAGGACCACCCGACCCUCUCCGUGAGUCCGAGCUUGAGCACUCCCCCUCUCUUUCACCUCUACUCAUCCCCUCCUUCCUUUUCCUCCGCAUCCUUUGCGAGCUCCGAUCUCAUCCCCAAAUCGCCCUCACUUCUCCCCGACCUUCUCGGCAACACGUGCUUUGAGGAUAUCCGCCGCCGCCGGCAUCGCCCUUGGCCUCCUCCUUCGGAGGGCGCGCUCCCCCGCGCCGCCGCCGGUGCAGCCGUGCUCGUGGAGGCGCGCCGUCACCUUUCGGUGCUCUCCACCGCCGACGACCUCCCUCCGCCGCCGCCACACGCCAACGGUGGGGUAGGCGCUCCUCUCGGCGCCAAGGGCCCCGCUUCCCGCUCCCCGCUCCCCGCUCCCCCCUCCCUCUCCAGGGCCUGGGCUGACAAGCCCGGGUUUCGCCGGUGGAAGGAUAAGGAAGCCGAGAUCCUCAGCGUCAUCGAGCCUAUCAUCGCCCUCGCCAAGGAUAUACUCCACUCCAACAGGUUCCUGAAGAAGUCCUGGAUCUAGGAAGCUGCUCCAAGCUUACAUCAGAAGACGCAUUGUUCAUUUACUGCAUGGCUGAUAUAUUUCUGGAGAAGAGCCAAAAAUCACGGUGUGGAGGAGGAUAUUGCCGAAGAGAGGCUUCAAUUUUGGAUCGAUUGCAGCACUCAAACAGCAACUUCCAAUGAUGCUUUUGAUGCUUGCAGUUCUGCGUUUGUUCUCUGUGACCAAAGAGUUUCUUCUCUUCUUUUCCCUUUAAAGUUACAAAAGGAAGUCAGAGAAUAAAUUAAAAAGGCUGGUAUGAGAGAUGAGCUAUGAGGGUAGUGUAAGGGUAGUGAUUGAUUUGAUUGCCUGGAGCAGAGAAGUCCUCUCCAAUGGAGACGUCUAUAUUGGAGACUUUGAUGGAUUGAUUCCUCACGGAGAAGGAAAAUAUAUGUGGUCUGAUGGGACAAUUUACAUUGGUAAGUGGGACAAAAGCCAAAUGACUGGCCACGGACAGGUUCGUUGGUCAUCAGGAGCUACAUAUGAAGGUGAUUUCAGCGGGGGCUUCCUUCAUGGGUCGGGCACUUUCUGUAGGAUUGAUGGUUCAAGUUAUAAAGGCUCUUGGAGGAUGAGUAUGCAACAUGGGAUGGGAAUAAAAACAUAUUCUAAUUCAGAUAUUUAUGAUGGCUUUUGGAAAGAAGGAUUGCAAGAAGGGGUUGGUAAGUAUACAUGGAUCAAUGGGAACACUUAUGUUGGAAGCUGGAAGGCUGGUAAAAUGAGUGGGAGAGGAAUUAUGAAGUGGGCAAAUGGUGAUUUGUUUGAGGGGUCUUGGUUAGAUGGAUUAAUACAUGGCGCAGGUUGUUUGAAGUAUGCUGAUGGGUCAUAUUACUUUGGGACAUGGAGUAAGGGGCUAAAGGAUGGCCAAGGAACUUUCUCUCCUGUUGGGACCAAACUUCCUCAGUACCACAAGUUCUCUGAAUAUUCUGCAUAUGAUAAUAGCUCUCAGAGUCCUCUUCUUGCGUCAUUAAUGAAUUCUGGAGAGAUUAAGCAGAAUACAUUGAUUUCAGAAAGAAACAUCUUGGGUAGGUGGAAUAUAGGGAGGUUUCUUCGAGGGCGUGGGCGGAUAUCAAAUACAACUGUCUCAGUUGAGGGGGUUUCAGACCUUGACGAUAAUUCUCGAAGUACUUUGUCACAGGAGAGUAACUACACGUCCAGUUCAUGUGAUGGUUCAAAUGAAUUUCAAGAUGACCAAUUUUUUGUCUAUGAAAGAGAAUAUGUUCAAGGUGUCUUGAUAAAGGAAAGAAGAAGGCACUAUGAUUCAAAGGCAUCAACGAGAAGUAUGUGGCAACAUAAACUCCGAAAGAAACGAGUAAGAAGCCCAGGUGAAACAAUUUACAAAGGUCACAAGAGCUACUAUCUCAUGCUAAACUUGCAACUAGGAAUCAGGUAUACAGUUGGAAAAAUUACACCUGUCCCUGUGCGCGAGGUUCGUUCUUCUGAUUUUGGUCCUCGAGCAAGAAUAAGAAUGUAUUUCCCUAAGGAUGGUUCGCAAUAUACACCUUCACAUAACUCUAUCAGUUUCUUUUGGAAGGACUACUGCCCUAUGGUCUUUAGGAACCUUCGGGAAAUGUUUAAGAUUGAUGCUGCAGAUUACAUGAUGUCCAUAUGUGGGGGUGAUGGUUUAAAGGAGCUUUCUUCUCCAGGGAAAAGUGGGAGCAUAUUCUAUCUUUCACAGGAUGAAAGAUUUGUCAUUAAGACAUUGAGAAAAUAUGAACUCAAGAUUCUUUUGAAAAUGCUUCCUCGGUAUUACAAUCAUGUAGGAGCUCAUGACAACACCCUUAUAACAAAGUUCUUUGGUCUGCAUAGGAUAACAAUAAGACGUGGACAGAAGGUCCGUUUUGUGGUGAUGGGAAAUAUGUUCUGCACUGAGUUGCGCAUUCACCACAGGUAUGACUUGAAGGGAUCUCUUCAAGGAAGGUCAACAAACAAGGAGAACAUUUGUGAAAGUACCACUCUGAAGGAUCUUGAUCUGUCAUAUGCUUUGUAUUUGAAGAAGUCAUGGCGAGAAUCACUUUUUAGGCAAAUCUCUCUUGACUGCAUGUUUCUGGAAUCACAAUGUAUAAUUGAUUAUAGCAUGCUUUUGGGACUGCAUUUUAGACCUCCUGAACAAUUGAAGGCUCAGCUGGAAAAUCAAAGAACUGUUCAAAAUGAUGAAAGUUUGUCAGCCAAAGAAUAUUCUAGUGAACUACGAGAUGAGGUCAUGUUUCCUCCAAAGGGUUUUCGCCUGGUUGCUCAUGAACCAGGUUCAAUGAGUACCAUGCCGGGUUCGCACAUUAGAGGUAGCAUGCUAAGAGCAUCGGAAGCUGGUGGUGAGGAAGUGGAUCUUGUUUUACCUGGCACCAGAAGGCUGCAAGUGCAACUUGGAGUGAACAUGCCAGCUCAAGCUGAUCGGAAAAUUCUUCAUGAUGAAGUACAUUUGGAUUCAGAAGAAGAGACGGACCCAUUCGAGGUCUAUGAUGUCGUUCUCUAUCUGGGUAUCAUAGACAUCCUUCAGGAGUACAACAUGACUAAGAAGAUCGAGCAUGCCUGCAAAUCGCUCAAAUUUGAUCCCCUAACGAUAUCUGCUGUUGAUCCACAUUUGUACUCGACUCGUUUUAUUAAAUUCUUGGAGAAAGUUUUUCCUGAACAACCCUGAGGUCUUAAGAGAGCUAAAUGCAUUAGUUGAAAAAAUGUCGGUUGAGCAACAUUCAUUACUUUUAGUGCUCUAAAAGGCAUGAAAAAAGGGUUCUGGCAUGUUGGUUUGUUUUUUCCCCCCUCCCCUAGACUAUAUGGACUUCAGGUUUUUUUUUUUUUUUUUUUUUUUUUUUUUAAUGUUGGUUGGUUUAUUUUCGCACCAAUUUGAUGGCAUGGGUGUUAUCUGGUGAUGUAUUACUAGUUGUAUAUGUUGUGUUGUCAUUGAUGAUACUAUAGUAUGUAUGCCCUCGUUAACAAGCCAAAAAAUAAUUUAGAUAAUUA